CUGACCUAGAAAUUGAGAGGCGACGAUAUAAGAUGGAGAUUUUUCGCGCCUACCUAGAUACAACCCGACAGCAUUGUAACAGCUCAAAAUCAAGACGUCUCCAUCAUGGCCCCAAAUUUGAUAGAAGAUGCGACCACAAAACUCAAAGUCUACUUGGACAAAGCCACAACCGGCGACAUCCCUAUUCUACCAGGUGCAAUCCUCCACGUCGUCGAUGCGAGCAACAAUACCGUCUUCACACAUGCGUCGGGUGGCCCAGCACGUCUUUCCGAAUCCACACUCACGAUGAUACAUUCUUGUACUAAGAUUGUGGGAGCUAUAGCAUUCAUGCAACUCGUUGACCGCGGUCUCAUCUCUCUGGACGAUGCCUCUCUCAUCUCAGACCACCUCCCCGAGCUAGCCUCCAAAAAGGUCUUGACCAGGGUUUCAGACGAUGACAAGAAGACGCCUAUACUCGUUCCCAUGGAAACUCAGAUCACACCCCGGAUGCUGAUGAACCACACAAACGGAACGGGGCAUACGUACUUUAAUCAAAUGAUGCGCGAGUACCUCGCGGAGGGAUGGGAGACGAGGAACGAAGUCGCAGACCCGCACCAAACAGUGUUGGAUGCACCUCUCCUCUGGCAACCAGGGACACACACCAACUACGCACAGGGCUUCGACUGGCUCGCCGUGCUAGUCGAGCGCAUCACAAGAACCGACCUAGCCACCUACCUCCAGGAACACAUCUUCGCCCCACUAGGCAUAACCGACAUCGCCUUCGAAGAAUCCUACGGCGGUGAUGCCACCACGAAAGACGGUAGUAAAGGCCGCUUCUGGCCCCGCAGCCUCAAGCAGCCCGACGGCACAUUCAUCCCCAUCGACCUGCCCACCAUCGUAAAAGUGCCCCGCGCAGAAGCAUAUCCCGCCGGGAAAUACCACGCCUACCCCCUGGGUACCGGCCUCGUCGCCAGCGCAGCAUCUUACGCGCGCCUCCUCACCAUCUUCCUCAACGCCGGCCGCGAUCCCCUUACCGGGCACGUCGUCCUCUCCCCAGCCUCAACCGCCGAGAUUACCAAGCCGCAGCUCCCACCUCACCUACGGAAUGACAGCCGCGUUGUGCCGUCCGCCCUGGACAUGCUUUGCAAGCCAGCAGUGCUAGAUGCUCAGUAUAUGGAUCCGGAGGGCUCGUUUGGGCUUGGGUGCGGAGUGCAGGGUGCGGAGCGGACGCUUGCUGAUGGGAGGAGGGGUAGGGGGAAGGGCAGUGUCUACUGGUAUUCUGCGGCGAAUAUGGAUUUUUGGGUGGAUAAGGAGAGGGGCGUGGUGGUUGUUGUGAAUGGCAAUUUCUUUCCGUGGAAUGACGUAGCGUGGAUAGAGUUGGUGGCGGGGAUUGAGGGGGUGUUGUACGAGGGGUUGGAGGACUAGCGUUGCCUGUGCGGAAAGACGGGCCUGGGGGUGUCGGAGUCUUGGUGGGUGUUCUCAUUCCCAUAGCCUCUUUCUGCCGUUUAUACACGAUUCGCACGAUACUACCACC
Messenger RNA from Paraphaeosphaeria sporulosa, 1513 nucleotides. RefSeq names its product beta-lactamase family protein. NCBI's taxonomy places the organism in Eukaryota, Fungi, Ascomycota, Dothideomycetes, Pleosporales, Didymosphaeriaceae. The transcript has a single exon. Bases 106 to 1404 code for a protein of 432 amino acids. The record is from RefSeq and is a predicted model, not a curated record.